AUGGAAACCAUCCUAGCCAGCUGCCUCUACGACCCCAAGCUCAAAACGAAAUUCUACAUUCCGCGCUUCACGCACCGUCUCCUAAUCGCAGACGCCUGGGGAAUCACCCCGGGGCAAAGGAUCCUCGACAUCGGCUGCGGACAGGGAGAAUCAUGCAUCGUGCUGGCUCUCCUAGUCGGGCCAACCGGCCACAUCACAGGGAUUGACAUCGCGCAGCCCGAAUAUGGCAGUCCCUACACGGUGAAAGAGUCGCACGACUACGUAAGGAAAUCCGAGCUAGGAUCACGGAUCACCUUUCUGCGCGCCGACACGCCGUCUUUCCUGCGCGAUCUGCACCGUCCUGCCCGUGAGGUCUUCGACUCCGUCGCCCUCUUCCAUAGUCUGUGGUACUUUCCGAACCCGCAGAGCGUGUACGACCUCUUCCGGACGUUGGCGGUCGAUGCGCAGGCGCCUCGGGUGUAUCUGUGCGAAUACUCUUAUGAGAUCUCGCUGGAGGAGCAGAACGUGCAUGCUUUAGCGGCUCAGACGCAGAGGCUCUUCUAUCGGUAUCGACGACCUCGCGCGCCAGGGGAUCUAGAGCAGAAUGUCCGCGCGGGGCUCGACCAGGCGUCGAUUCUGGAAGCGGCCAGAGGCGCUGGAUAUAUGGUGAUUAGGGAUGGGAAAAUCACGCCCGACCCUACCUUUCUCGAGGGGCAUUUUGAGGUGCAGUACGUGGAGGGGGAGAAGUUCAUGCGCCGCGUGAAGGAGGAGGCGCUUACGGAGGCGCAGGAGGGAGAGGUCCUCGCUUCUCUGGCGCGUCUGCGAGAGGCCCAUGAGGAAUGGAAGCGGGCGGGGCAUGAGACGGUGAGGAAUCUGGAUAUUUGGUGGGCUGUGCUGGAGCUGGGCGCUUGA
Messenger RNA from Aspergillus pseudonomiae, 891 nucleotides. Its product is annotated as class I SAM-dependent methyltransferase. Lineage: Eukaryota; Fungi; Ascomycota; Eurotiomycetes; Eurotiales; Aspergillaceae. The transcript has a single exon. Bases 1 to 891 code for a protein of 296 amino acids. The record is from RefSeq and is a predicted model, not a curated record.